Molecule: messenger RNA, 1410 nt
Organism: Orbicella faveolata
Lineage: Eukaryota; Metazoa; Cnidaria; Anthozoa; Scleractinia; Merulinidae
Cellular component (GO): nucleus
Source: RefSeq, a predicted model, not a curated record
UUUAUUGCGGGUUACCAAUUGAAUCGCAUACAGUAAUUUGAAGUGAUUUUAUUCGUUAAAUAGUCGCCUGUUUAAAGAUGAAAAAUGGAAAGAUGUCGUUUUGUGGGCAAUAGUUGCGAUCUACGGGAAGUCGGAAAAUCCAAUUUUUUUACUGUAUUUAUUUCGUCACGUGUUGUUAUUGACCUGCUCAGAGAUGUCAUUGUUGACCAAUCAAAUCGUGUUCCUGUCCAGAGGUAAUUGUGACGUAUAUUCUGGAGGCCCGUAGAGAAUUGUGGGAAACCCUUGGACGAUGUGUAGUUCGACAACUCUGAUGAUCGGUGUUGGAGUUGGAAUUUAGUGCGAGGAUUUUCAAAGCUGCACAAUCAGCCGGGUUUGACAAUUUUCAGGCAUUUGUAUGGUACAAUCAAGGAAAAUGACCUCUGGAACCAUCAAAGUCUCACGAAAGCUGCCUCCGCCAGAACAAGACGGUAGAACGAUCGUUCCACAGACGAAGAAAAGGAGAACGCUGGAAGAUUUCAACACGUUUUGUAGCCUUAUUCUUGCGUACGAAGCCAGACAAGAGGAUGUUCGCCAGCGCAACAGAAGUCCAAACUCGCUGGAAAGUGUCUCAUCGAGUACGGAUUCAGCAUACAGCGAAACGGCUUCUUCGCCGGCUAGUACGAGUGGCGACGAGAGAUUACUCGACGACGUCGACGAAGAAUACAGCUCUGAUGAUGAAUCAUGGAACAAGAUAACGUGCUACUGCCAAAAACCUUUCGCUGGACGACCCAUGAUCGAAUGUUCCGAGUGUCUAACAUGGAUUCACUUAUCCUGCGCCAAGAUCAGGAAAUCGAACGUUCCGGACGUCUUCAUCUGCCAGAAAUGUCGGGACGCAAAACACACUAUGCGACGUUCGAAUCGAGUUCGAACUCAACCAAAGACUAAGGCCAUCAAUUUUAAACCGUAGUUAGUGGUUCUGUAUUUUAUGAUACAUCACCGAUCGUAAUAACAGCAAUAUCUAGUUCUCGUUCAGUCAUUGCUUUCACUAUAUAAAUUUGUAAUUAAUGCGAUAUACUAAAAUGAUCGUGGCGGGCGAUCACAUGUUACUGAAUGGGAUCAUGGAAUAUUGUUAGCCGUUUGUUUUGCCUGCUUCGUACGACGAAGUAGUUCGAGUGUUUUUCUCUGGGCUGGGUAGAGUUUCACGUGUAAAUUUCUUAACAAUUUCAAGCCAAGCCCAGUUUUUCAUGAAACCGUGUACAGAAGUGCGAAGAUGUUCGAUAAGAGUAUAUAUUUUAUGAAAUACUACAACAUGUAGAUUACAUGCACCGCGCGCGCGCUCUCAAGCCUGUUCGUAUGUUUGCUAGUCCGUCUUUGGACCGCGUCGUUAAGGUUUGUACAAAAGAAUAAUAAAGGAAAAAACUUUAUACUCAA